CACGCACAAGCUGAGCUGAACUGAUGGACGAACCAAAGGCUGCAAAACAGAAGAGGACAUGCAACAAAAAAGUCAUAUUCCUCCUAGGAGCUCUGUUUCCGUUGGGUGUUAUCGCUUUAGUCACAAUCGCAGUAGUACAGAAUAAACCUCUUCCAAAGAAUAUUAAGUAUGGCAUUGUGCUGGACGCUGGUUCGUCCCACACCAGUGUGUAUAUAUAUGAGUGGCCGUCAGAAAAGGAAAAUGACACUGGAGUUGUACAGCAGAUAAAUGACUGCAAAGUUGAAGGCAAUGGUAUCUCCAGUUAUGGCCACGAGCCAUCGAAGGCCGGUCUUUCCCUCCAGAAGUGCAUGAAUAAAGUCCGUCAAGUCAUUCCUGAGAUGCAGCAAAAGGAAACACCCGUUUAUUUAGGGGCCACAGCAGGAAUGCGUUUGCUCAGGCUAAAUAAUGCAACAAUGGCCGAGGAAGUCUUGUCUUCAGUGGAAAAUAUGCUGCGUUCCUUUCCGUUUGAUUUCCAGGGUGCCAGAAUAAUUACAGGACAAGAAGAAGGAGCUUACGGAUGGAUCACAAUUAAUUAUCUGCUUGGAAACUUUAUCCAGGAUUCAGGUUGGUUCAAAUAUAUGCCAAAUUUUAAACCCACUGGAACAUCUGGUGCACUGGAUCUUGGAGGGGCCUCAACACAGAUCACCUUUGAGUCAAAAAAAGAGAUUGAAUCCCAAGAAAAUUCCUUGCACUUCCGCCUGUAUGGUAAAUCCUAUGAUGUCUAUACACACAGCUUUCUCUGCUAUGGAAAAGACCAAGCUCUGCGUCUUCAGAUAGCUAACAGUGUACCGACUGCAACAGAUUCCAUCCUUAUGGAUCCUUGCUUUAACUCAGGAUAUAGAAGGAACACAAGCACCAGCGACCUCUACAGUAGUCCCUGCAUAUCUAAUCUGAGGAUAUCAACAGCACCCAGCUUCUUAGAUGUUAAAGGGACUGGCAAUUACCAGCUAUGCAAGCGCAAUGUCGAGGCAAUCUUCGACAGAACACGUUGUACUUACUCACAUUGCUCUUUCAAUGGGAUUUUCCAACCAACACUGGAUGGCACAUUUGGGGCAUUCUCGGCAUAUUAUUUUGUUAUGGAUUUUUUAAAACUCACCAAGGGGGAAAUAUCUCUUGACAAAGUAAAAGAGACGGUGGAAAGACACUGCUCCAAACCGUGGGACGAGGUAAAAAAAGAGUUUCCAAAAAUUAAGGAAAAGUACCUUAGUGAAUACUGUUUUUCUGGAACUUAUAUAUUAACUCUUCUUGAAUUUGGAUACGGCUUUAACUCUGAAAAUUGGAAUGAUAUCAGAUUUUUAGGCAAGAUCAAAGACAGCGAUGCAGGAUGGACACUUGGCUAUAUGCUGAACCUGACCAAUAUGAUCCCAGCGGAGCUGCCUUAUUCUCCACCACUGUCCCAUGCUACCUACACUGGACUUAUGGCUGCCUUCUCCAUUUUGUUAGUCUGCAUCAUUUUGAUUUGCUGGCUGACUUUCCGCAAACCAAAAUGUCUACACAAGGGCAUCAUCUAGCAACAGUAAAAUUAAGACAAUUGGAGAUGAAAGGGAAAUUAUUCUGUAUGCCACUGCCUACGGACUUAAGAAAAUGCCUCUUGUGGGCUCGACAGUCCGUGUCUACAACAAGGAACUUGAGAAGUAGCUUGUAAAAGCGCAUUAAGCUUGAACACAAAAUAAGCAGUUUGAACUCUUUGGAACAGUUCUUGCUGUACAUGGAUUUAAGUUGUAGUUCUCGAACGGGUCGUUUAAUCCACUUCAUAUUUAUGAAGCGUGUUUGCAUUAUGUUUUGAAGAAGGACACAUUGGAAGUUUGCCUGUGGGCGAAUGACUAAAACCAAUGAAAGUACCAAUGGGACUUUAAAAACUGAUCUCAGGUUACAAGACACGAUUCACGCUACUAGUGCAUUUUUAUAAGUUUUCCUUUAUGAUAGGAAUCUGUUCUUAGUUCUUGUUAAUAGAGUCCUGAUCUGGGUAGAGGCCACUCUUCCAAAGCCAUAAACAGGCCAAUAUUUUAAACCUUGGAUGUACUUUGAAAUUCAUUGCAAGGAUGUACUUUUAUUAAAAUUGCAUUCAGUGUGGUGGCUAUUAAGUAGGAGAUGGUAUUACCAUACAAUUGUCCUGCACAUGUACAUAUUGUUACUGCAUUGUUGUAAAUCUGCAUCUGCCCCAGAUUCAGCCCUUUAUUUAGCUGUCUCUAUAUUAUUAUGCUUCCACAUAGACCCGAUCUUCCAUAAAGAAGAUCUACUCAGUGUAGACCUAUGGACUUACCCUUAGAGUAAAGCAAUGCACAACAGCAAUUGGCAUACCAAAUGGAAGAUCAAAGCUAUAGGCAGCGGCAGACUUGCAAUGGGAAAAAAGUGAAUAUGUGCAUUCGUAUUGAGACAAGUCCACUUGUUAAACAAAUUAUAGGGACACUGCCAUGGCCUCAUUAUACUGUGAACCUACUCCCAAAGAAGCAGACGUUGCAAUUUGCUAAUGCUACAAGAUCUAUUGCUGUGACAAUUAACAUACACUUUGGCUUUUAGACUUGUAAUUUCCUCUUUUACUUUACUUCACUGCUUCAGGGGUUUGGUAAGUAGGUGGACAGUGAAGUUCAUUGAAGUUUGCACCCCCCAAUAUGCAAGGCCAGAGCCUGCAAGUUUGACAAAGGAACAAAAGUGAGCACUGAAAGUCAAUGAAUCUUUGGUUAUAUCUGUGAAUCUCCCAGCAAACUGCUAAGGCUGCUAAGGGAACUGGUUUGCAUUGGCAAGAGGGUGUCCUUUAAGAGGUAAAGUUAUCCAUUAAUCCUGGAAGUAGCCCUUGAGCACUAUUGCUGCCUUCUUCUGCCAUAGCCUAUUGUUAUUGUUGAUGUAUUCAGAAUCAAUUAAUUAUGUUUAUAUAAA
Molecule: messenger RNA, 2916 nt
Organism: Xenopus laevis (African clawed frog)
Lineage: Eukaryota; Metazoa; Chordata; Amphibia; Anura; Pipidae
Gene: entpd1.L
Product: ectonucleoside triphosphate diphosphohydrolase 1 L homeolog
Biological process (GO): nucleoside diphosphate catabolic process
Cellular component (GO): caveola; plasma membrane; membrane
Molecular function (GO): GDP phosphatase activity; hydrolase activity; apyrase activity
Source: RefSeq, marked provisional